Messenger RNA from Scomber japonicus (chub mackerel), 2687 nucleotides. Its product is annotated as transcription factor Sp3-like. Bases 731 to 2683 code for a protein of 650 amino acids. NCBI's taxonomy places the organism in Eukaryota, Metazoa, Chordata, Actinopteri, Scombriformes, Scombridae. The transcript has 8 exons. The record is from RefSeq and is a predicted model, not a curated record. Gene Ontology annotation, biological process: regulation of transcription by RNA polymerase II. Gene Ontology annotation, molecular function: DNA-binding transcription factor activity, RNA polymerase II-specific; RNA polymerase II cis-regulatory region sequence-specific DNA binding.
GGUUUUCUCUGUUGAGAAUUCAACAAACUGCAUUCCAACAACAAACAGGAAACACACGUCCUAUUUAAAAAAAAGAGAAAACUACUGACACCCGACUUAGCCAAUCACGUCUCACUAGAACACCCGCCUAGCCAAUCGCGUAAGAGAAGAAAGGCGGGACGUCCUGUAAUGUGAUGCAAAUUGGACGGUCCAGCCUGUUAGUCCCACCUUUUUGUGUUUCCCGCACCGUCAAUCAAAAUAGAAAAAAAUCGACCCGAAUUCACCGAUCAACACUAGCCCGCCUUUGAUAAAAUAAUCAUGUUCGGAGUUUAGUUGAUCAGAUAAUCCUCCCGGUUACUACCACUCACGCUAUGACCGCUACGUAAACACGCAGCGCAUCGAAGCGUGCAACUAAUUGGUGAGUUUGUGCAGCCCGCAGCGAGGCGAAGCUGCGUCUUUUUUUUAUCUUUUUUUGCUCCGCUGCUAACUAGCUAGACACGGUUAGCCGACCGAGCUAGCUGGCUAGCCGCGGAGUUGACAAAGUAAACAGUCGAUCUGGGCCUAAAUAGCCUCAGAUUCCCCGCUGCAAAGUUGAAUUUCGCAGUUGGCUCCUUUCGGGCUGCAGAGUGGGGAUGAUUUGCGGGGGUUUUCAGGCAGGCAGGAGUUGUAGAUUUACAGAGUUUUUGCUGAGUUUCGCCCCUUGUCUCUCCCCAUUGCUAGCGCCAGAGCAAGCCCUCUGAAACAAGGAGAAAUGGCGUCCGCGGACGUGGACAGCAGUCAAAGCGAGUUUCUGCAGCCCGGCGGCGCAGCGGAAACACAGACAACAGACAUGUCAGCCAUACAACUGACAGGCUCAGACCGAUGGGAGGUGCUAACUCCUGUCUCCACUGGGAAGGAGGAUCAAGGAGUCGUUCACAUUCCAAACUCGGGGAUCGUCACGUCCAACGGGCAGUACGUGCUUCCUAUUGGGAAUCUUCCCAGCCAGCCCAUCUACGUUACAGCGUCUGGGAAUGACGGCUCGGCUAACGGCGUGUCAGGCAUUCAGUAUCAGGUUAUCCCCCAAAUCCAAAAUGCAGACGGGACACUUGCAGGAUUCUCGACACAGGGGUUGGAUGACGGCACAGGGCAGAUCCAGCUCCUACAAGACAACGGCCAUGGCAGCAUCGGCAUCAGCUGCGCCACGUCAACGUCCACAGACCUCCUGACGCAGGUGGGGCAAGUGCAGUCGAUUCAAGGCGUUCCGCUGGGUGGGGGUUCGGCGUACACCAGCACGGUACCCGUAGGGCUGCCCGGCAACAUAACAUUCGUCCCCAUAAACAGUGUGGAUCUAGAGUCGCUCGGGUUGACGGGAGCGCAGACAGUCCCCAUUGCAACGGGGGUGACAGCGGAAGGUCAGCUGAUCAUGAGCGGUCAGACACUGGAGAGUCAGAACCAGGACGCCAGCAAACAGCAGCUGGUGACGGUGAGCGACGCCAGCAACAACCAAGAGCUUUACGUGCCAACCACCUCUUCUUCCUCCAACUCCUCCCAGCUUCCCGAGACCAUCGACGGCACGGGGGUUCUGACCCAAGCCACAGCGGUGUCUGCAGGCGUGUCCGACCCUUCCUCCUCGGAGAACUACAACUCCCACAACCACCUGCAGCAAAUCCAGGUGUCAUCCUCUAAUGCUACCACUAUCUCACAGCCCAUCCUGCAGCUGGCUGGGGACAGUCAGGCCCAGGUAGCCCAGGUGGCUCAAGGCCAGGACAUGAACGCAGCAGGUCAGACUCUACAGAGCGUACAGCUGGUCAACCCAGGUACCUUCCUCAUCCAGGCCCAAACCGUCACCGCUACGGGGCAGAUCCAGUGGCAGACUUUCCAGGUUCAGGGUGUCCAGUCACUCCAAGGCCUCCAGUUGCCCCAAGGGCAGGGCCAGGCCCAGCAACUGACCCUAGCCCCGGUUCAGGCCCUCCCUCUGGGUCAGACGGGUCAGGUUAGCCUACCCAACCUCCAGACGGUAACGGUGAACUCCGUGUCACAAGCCGGAGUUCAGUACACGCAGGGGGACGACGCGAGCAGUCCAGCUGGUAUCCAGAUAAAGGAGGAGCCGGACUCUGAGGAGUGGCCGUUGGGUGGAGACUCAACGCUGAACACCAGCGACCUGAACAACCUGCGGGUUCAGAUGGGAGACGAUGACAUGGAGACGCCGAGCGGUGAAGGCAAGAGGCUCCGCAGAGUAGCCUGCACCUGCCCCAACUGCAAAGAGUCUGGAGGAAGAGGGUCGGGCAUGGGGAAGAAGAAGCAGCAUAUCUGCCACAUCGCCGGCUGCGGGAAGGUCUACGGGAAGACGUCCCACCUCCGAGCUCACCUGCGCUGGCACAGCGGAGAGAGACCUUUCGUCUGCAACUGGAUGUUCUGCGGCAAGAGGUUCACCAGGAGCGACGAGCUGCAGAGACACCGGAGAACACACACAGGAGAGAAGAAGUUCGUGUGCACAGAGUGCUCCAAGAGGUUCAUGCGGAGCGACCACCUGGCCAAGCACAUAAAGACUCACCAGAAUAAAAAAGGCGGCGUUCCCUCCUCCACGUCUCCGCCCACCGACACCGUCAUCACCGCAGACGGUACCACACUCAUUCUCCAGAGCGCCACCACUCACGACCUCGUAGGCAAUCAGGAGAUACCUUUGCAGCUGGUCACUGUGGCGCCCAGCGAGGUCAUGGAAUGAGCGC